Messenger RNA from Gloeophyllum trabeum ATCC 11539, 1137 nucleotides. Its product is annotated as Six-hairpin glycosidase. NCBI's taxonomy places the organism in Eukaryota, Fungi, Basidiomycota, Agaricomycetes, Gloeophyllales, Gloeophyllaceae. The coding region runs from base 1 to 1137 and encodes 378 amino acids. The transcript has 8 exons. The record is from RefSeq and is a predicted model, not a curated record. Gene Ontology annotation, biological process: carbohydrate metabolic process.
AUGCUUCAACCCUCUCGAUACAGCGACGCUAACCGCAUCCAGUCCCAAUACUGGGACCCCUCCUCCGGGCUGUACAACACCGGCGAGAUAUGGACCGACGCCGUGCGUGCCCCCUUCCCCUUCCCCUCUUCCCCCUCCUUCAUCCUCACCUUGCAAGGGCAGAACGCCAUCGAAGACCUCCAAACCCUCAUGCUCGCGACCAACACCGACGCGUACGCCGCCGUCGCGGAGCAGUCGUACAUCGGGCAGGUGGCGCUCGACCCGAGCACGGAUUGGGCGGCGGAUUAUGUGUAUUUGCUGGAUGGGAGUAAUGAUGAUUCCCAGUGGAUUAUGCUCGCGAUGUGGCGGAUUGCGGAUUAUAAAGCGGCGAGGGGGGAGGACGCGAGUCCGUACAACAACGCCGCGGCGCAAAUAUACGAUAUCAUCGCGACGCAGUGGGACGACGUCUGCGGGGGCGGAGUGUGGUGGUCCUCAGCAAAGACGUACAAAAACGCGAUCACGAACGAGCUCUUCCUCCUCACCUCCGCCAUGGGGUACCUCCGAAGUCAGAACCAGACGUACCUCGACAACGCGAACAAGGAGUGGGCGUGGCUGAGCCAGAGCGGGAUGCGCAACGCGCAGGGCUUGUUCAACGACGGCUUGGACAGCGCGACGUGCGCGAAUAAUGGCCAGACGGCGUGGACGUACAACCAGGCCGUUGUGGCGGCGGGCUUGGGUGCCUUGGGGGCUGCCACGCGCAACGCCUCGCUGUUCGACGAGGCGGAGGUGAGCCUCGACGCGGCGGCGCGGUACCUAACGCAGGGCGGGGUGCUGAAGGAGUCGUGCGAUGGGGUGCCCGGUACGUGCGAUGCGGACCAGGAGAUAUUCAAGGGCAUCUUCACGAAACACCUCACCUACUACCUCGCCUUCACCGCCGACCCCGUGCGGAAGCUGAAAUACCUGCCCUUCCUCGGGGCGCAGUAUACGGCGGUGACGCAGCGCGCGCUGAACGCGUCUACGGGGGAUGUCGCGAGCGCGUGGUACGCCAGGGAGAGCGGGGGUGGCGAGCAGGGGUUUGAGGCGAGCACGAGCGGGCUGGAGGCGUGUUUGAGCGCGGCGGUGGGGAGCGGGGAGGCGGGGCUGGGGUGGUGGUUUUAG